Molecule: messenger RNA, 3135 nt
Organism: Helobdella robusta
Lineage: Eukaryota; Metazoa; Annelida; Clitellata; Rhynchobdellida; Glossiphoniidae
Exons: 24
Coding region: 20-2749 (909 amino acids)
Biological process (GO): proteasome-mediated ubiquitin-dependent protein catabolic process; regulation of protein catabolic process
Cellular component (GO): proteasome regulatory particle, base subcomplex; proteasome complex; nucleus
Molecular function (GO): enzyme regulator activity
Source: RefSeq, a predicted model, not a curated record
AUAAAGUAAAACAUUAAAAAUGGCCGACACGAAAGAAUCGCCUGCCGCUAAAGAGAAUAAAAUAAACGAAAAAGAUGGCGUCAAGAGUGACGAAAAAGAAAAAAAAACUGGUGAAGUUAAGGAACAGGAUCUUACAGAAGAGGACAAGCAACUCAUUGAAGAACUGAACAUGCUAGUAGAAAGAUUGACUGAACCAGAUCAAAGCCUAUACAGAGCAUCAUUAGAAAGCCUAAGAACACUAAUCAGAUCCUCUACCACAUCUAUGACUUCUGUACCAAAGCCUUUGAAAUUUCUCAAACCCCAUUUUGAAACAUUGAAAAGUGUUUAUGAUAAGAUUGUUAAUAAUGAAACCAAAAGAUUUUGUGCUGACGUCUUGUCAGUUCUAAGCAUGACCAUGAGUGACAAGAGGGAGUGCCUGCACUUUCGAUUGCUUGGCAGCCUCGAACACAUUGGCUCUUGGGGGCAUGAAUACGUCAGGCACCUCUCUGGGGAAAUAGUUCAACAAUGGCAGGACUGUGAGGACCAAGCUGAUUGUAAUGAAAAGAGAGAAGUCCUGAAAGGUUUAAUCCACGACAUAAUUCCAUACCUGAUGCAACACAAUGCUGAGCCAGAGGCCUGUGACAUCCUGAUGGAAGUCGAGUUACUCCAUCUCUUGGAACAGUACGUCGAUAAGGCUGCUUUUCCCAGAGUCUGCCUCUAUCUGAAGAGCUGUGUCCCCUAUGUACCUGAUCCAGAAAACAUAAACUUACUGAAGACCACUCUGGGCAUAUAUAGGAAGUUUGAACAGUUCUCAGACGCACUGCUGAUUGCCAUACAACUCAAUGAUCUGACUGUCGUCAAGAGUCUUUAUGCCGACUGCAAGGAUCCGGCAGUACUGAAGCAGAUGGCCUGCAUUCUGGGGCAGCAGCAAAUAUUCUUCGAAGUGGAUGGUGCCGAAGAAGACGUGGAGCAGACAGAGCUCAUGAGAAAUGUGCAUCUCAAUGUCCAGUUUCUUAAUCUGGCUAGAGAGUUGGAUAUUAUGGAGCCAAAAAUUCCAGAAGACAUUUAUAAAUCUCAUUUGGAACCUUCAAGACCCACAUUGGGUGCUGGUCACGUGGACUCAGCUAGGCAGAAUUUAUCGGCAUCAUUUGUUAAUGGAUUCGUGAAUGCUGGCUUUGGUAAGGAUAAGCUACUUGCUGAUGACGCCAACAGCUGGUUCUAUAAGAACAAGGAUCAUGGAAUGUUCAGUGCAGCAGCUUCUCUGGGCCUCAUCUUACUUUGGGAUAUUGACGGUGGCUUGGCACAACUCGAUAAGUAUCUCUAUUCUAAGGAGGACCCCAUUAAGGCCGGCUGUCUGUUGGGCUGUGGUAUCGUUAACACAGGAGUUAAGAAUGAGUGCGACCCAGCGCUGGCACUUCUGUCUGAUUACGUUAAGCACUCGUCACAUUUUAUGAAGAUUGGUUCCAUACUUGGUCUGGGCCUGGCCUACUCUGGCUCCAAUAGGGAAGAUGUCAUUCAGAUACUGCUUAGGGUCUUUACGGAUGGCAAUAACACACUUGAGGUGAUUGGCGUGGCUUCUUUAGCCUGUGGAAUGAUCGCAGUGGGGACCUGCAAUGGCGCCAUCUGUUCCACUAUUCUUCAGACGCUGAUGGAGAGUGGAGAGAUGGACCUGAAGGACACCUACGUCAGGUUCCUGGCGCUCGGAUUGGGACUGUUGUUUCUAGGUUGCCAGCAAGAUUGCGAGGCCACAUUGGCAGCUUUGGAAGUUUUCAAUCAGCCGUUCAAAAAUUUUGCCAUCACGAUGGUUGACAUCUGUGCCUACGCUGGAACUGGCAAUGUCUUGAAAAUCCAGAAGCUGUUGCACACAUGUUCGGAGCACUAUGAUGCAAAAGAGCAGGAAAACCAGGAGCCCAAAAAAGACGAAAAAAAUAAGAACAGAAAGGAUAAAAGUGCCAAAGAUAAGGAAGCCAGUAGUAAUGUCUUAACACAGCAAGCAAUCUCAGUGCUUGGCAUUGCCUUGAUUGCGAUGGGUGAGGACAUUGGUGUCGACAUGUCGUUCAGAAUGUUUGGACAUCUGCUUAGGUAUGGAGAGCCAGUGAUUAAGAGGGCCGUUCCCUUAGCCCUUGCCCUAAUCUCAGUAUCCAAUCCCAAACUUCAAGUCAUUGAUGUCCUCAGUAAGUUCAGUCAUGACAGCGACCCCGAGGUUGCCCAUAACGCCAUCCUAGCUAUGGGCUUGGUUGGGGCCGGUACGAACAAUGCCAGACUGGCCACGAUGCUUAGGCAGUUGGCAGUCUAUCACUCCAAAGACUCCAACAAUCUCUUCUGCAUACGUAUAGCUCAGGGGCUAACUCAUUUAGGAAAAGGUACCCUAACGCUGUGUCCAUAUCAGUGGGACAGGCAGAUUAUGAACCCAGUGGCCGUCGCUGGCCUCAUGUCGUUUCUAGUAGCCUGCUUGGAUGUUAAAAAUAUUAUCCUCAGUAAGUCCCACUACCUGAUAUAUACCCUGGUAACUGCCAUUCAUCCGAGAAUGUUGGUCACAUUUGAUGUUGACUUCAAUCCACUGCCCGUGUCUGUCAGAGUUGGACAGGCUGUGGAUGUUGUCGGGCAGGCAGGCAACCCGAAGACCAUUACAGGCUUCCAAACACACACGACCCCUGUUCUCUUGGCUUACGGAGAGAGGGCUGAAUUGGCCACUGAUGAAUAUAUCUCGAUGACGCCUGUGAUGGAAGGAUUUGUCAUAUUACGAAAGAACGAAAAUUACGUCAAAUAAUUUAGAAACCAAAAAAAAUAAAGACUCUUCCUUUUUACGAUGAAUAUAUGAACGUUGUCCAUUUCAACUUAGGAUUAUUAAUAGUAAUUAUUGUUUUUGAUGUUAAGUUACUCGCAAUGUCUAUUGUCUUACCCAACAUCUUAGAUUCUUUUCUUAAGUUACUUUGAUACGGAGAAGAAAUAGUCGCGAAGUUGAUCAGUUAAAGUUGGAAUAAGUUGACAAUUUUUUAGUUUGAGCGUUUUCAUUUGUUUUGUUAAAAAAAUUUAAAUAAAAUACUAAUUUUUGAAAUGUUUUGAGUAUUUUUGAUAGCCUUAGCUGUAGUUUGGCGGUACUUUUAACUUUCUCCUAUAAAUAUAAUACAAAUUUUCAAGAAUGUAUUAAAAAAA